Molecule: messenger RNA, 891 nt
Organism: Pimephales promelas (fathead minnow)
Lineage: Eukaryota; Metazoa; Chordata; Actinopteri; Cypriniformes; Leuciscidae
Source: RefSeq, a predicted model, not a curated record
GGCCCAAUCAGGAACAAGUGGGCGUGACCAGAGGAUUAAUACGGAAUCAAGCUGUGUUAUUGAACUGGUUAUCUUACAUUAAUAUAAUAUUCCCAGAAUAACGCAGUAUUGUCGCAAUGGUUUCGCACUCGCUGGCUUUGCCCAUGAUCUGCUUUACCACGCUGUGGGGUCUGGUCGGGAUUGUCGCCCCGUUUUUUGUCCCGAAAGGACCAAACAGAGGGGUUAUCAUAACCAGUUUGGUGCUGACCGCCGUUUGCUGCUAUUUAUUUUGGUUAGUAGCAAUACUAGCCCAAGCAAACCCUCUAUUCGGGCCUCAGCUUAAAAAUGAGACCAUCUGGUAUCUGCGGUACUUCUGGGAGUAGACGGAGGUGUCGUUUGGAAGAUUCAGAAUAUUUAUCUCAACUGGCUUUACUAUUACAGUCAAUAAUCCCACGAAACAGUGGAGGAUCUACUUAAAGGGAACAAUCUUUGUGUUAUGAAACAAGAUUAAACAACAGUUACGAUGUGUUACUUAACGUAAUGAAUCAAAUAUUUGGAAAAUACUACUGAAAUGAUGUAAAAAUAGGGAUAUUAUUGUGAUGUGUGAAGAAUUAUGAAGAAAUCUAUUUGUCUGAGAGUAAUCUUGACUACUUUAUGAAUGGUUUUUGUUUAGUUAAGCAUAUAUGUUGAAGAAUGUGUGACUUUAACCUGUUUUUAUUAUGUUGUCCUCACCUGCAUGUAUCCACUUUUACUUGUUAAAAUUAUUUUCGUAUUAUGGUUUUUAUUUAUUUAAUUUUUUUGUAUGUGAAUGGCGUCCUAUUGAUGUUUUCUGUCAUCAGGUGUAGAAUUUGAAGCUGUGUUUAUGAAAAACCAGGAAACUCUUAAGAAAAUAAAGCGGAGCAUUGAAGUGAA